Molecule: messenger RNA, 3822 nt
Organism: Neoarius graeffei (lesser salmon catfish)
Lineage: Eukaryota; Metazoa; Chordata; Actinopteri; Siluriformes; Ariidae
Gene: ddb1
Product: damage-specific DNA binding protein 1
Exons: 27
Coding region: 86-3508 (1140 amino acids)
Biological process (GO): proteasome-mediated ubiquitin-dependent protein catabolic process; DNA repair
Cellular component (GO): nucleus; site of double-strand break
Molecular function (GO): protein binding; nucleic acid binding
Source: RefSeq, a predicted model, not a curated record
UCUCUAUGGUCGUACACAGAAGCAGAAACUAAGCCCGGAAAAAAAGAGCAAAUUUUCAGGUGUUUGUCUCUUGAAUUUGAACGCCAUGUCCUACAAUUACGUGGUAACGGCGCAGAAACCGACGGCGGUGAACGCCUGCAUCACCGGUCACUUCACCUCAGCAGAGGAUCUUAACCUUCUCAUAGCGAAGAACACACGUCUGGAGAUCUAUGUGGUCACAGCGGAGGGAUUACGGCCAGUCAAAGAGAUCGGCAUGUAUGGCAAGAUCGCCGUCAUGGAGCUCUUCAGACCCAAAGGUGAAAGUAAAGACCUUCUGUUCAUUCUGACAGCCAAAUACAACGCCUGCAUCUUGGAGUACAAGCAGAAUGGAGACAGUAUUGAUAUUAUCACUCGUGCUCACGGAAAUGUGCAGGAUCGGAUUGGGCGUCCAUCAGAGACCGGGAUCAUCGGUAUCGUGGACCCGGAGUGUCGUAUGAUUGGUCUGCGGCUCUAUGACGGUCUUUUUAAAGUCAUCCCGUUGGAUCGGGAUAACCGUGAGCUCAAAGCCUUUAACAUUCGUCUGGAGGAGCUGCAGGUUAUAGAUGUGCACUUCCUGUAUGGGUGCCAGGCUCCGACCGUCUGUUUUAUAUAUCAGGACCCUCAGGGACGACAUGUGAAGACGUAUGAGGUGUCUCUAAAGGAGAAGGAGUUCAGUAAGGGUCCUUGGAAGCAGGAGAACGUCGAAGCCGAGGCCUCGAUGGUUAUUCCCAUUCCUGAGCCUUUCGGUGGCGCAAUAAUCAUCGGCCAGGAGUCCAUAACAUAUCACAACGGAGAUAAAUACCUGGCCAUCGCUCCUCCGACAAUCAAGCAAAGCACGAUCGUGUGUCAUAACCGUGUGGACCCGAACGGCUCUCGCUAUCUCCUGGGUGAUAUGGAUGGAAGGCUGUUCAUGCUGCUGCUGGAGAAAGAGGAGCUAAUCGAUGGCUCUAUGGUGCUCAAAGAUCUACGGGUGGAACUGCUGGGAGAGACGUCCAUUGCUGAGUGUCUGACCUACCUGGAUAACGGCGUGGUGUUUGUUGGUUCCAGGCUUGGAGAUUCUCAGCUGGUUAAACUGAAUGUGGACAGUAACGAUCAGGGCUCGUACGUGGCGGUUAUGGAAACGUUCACGAACCUGGGCCCAAUCGUGGACAUGUGUGUAGUGGAUUUGGAGCGGCAAGGACAGGGGCAGCUGGUGACCUGCUCCGGUGCAUUUAAGGAAGGUUCUCUAAGGAUCAUUCGGAAUGGCAUAGGAAUCCAUGAACACGCCAGUAUUGACCUGCCUGGAAUCAAAGGAUUAUGGCCUCUUCGCUCAGAGGCAGGCAGAGACACCGAUGACAUGCUGGUGCUUUCUUUCGUUGGCCAAACCAGAGUGCUGAUGCUGAGUGGAGAGGAAGUGGAGGAGACUGAACUUCCAGGGUUUGUCGAUAACCAACAGACAUUCUUUUGCGGAAACGUCGCUCACCAGCAACUCAUUCAGAUUACUUCCGGUUCAGUGCGACUGGUCACGCAGGACAGCAAGGCUUUGAUUAGCGAAUGGAAGGAGCCUCAGGGCCGGAACAUCAGCGUGGCUGCUUGCAAUUCCACCCAGGUGGUGCUAGCGGUGGGUCGAGUCCUCUACUACCUGCAGAUCCUCAGUGGAGAACUAAAGCAGAUAAGUUCCACAGAGAUGGAGCACGAGGUGGCGUGUUUGGACAUCACUCCUCUCGGGGAGAGCAGCACGGAGUCCACUCUGUGUGCCGUGGGUCUGUGGACGGACAUCUCGGCCCGAGUCCUCCGUCUGCCCUGCUUCAGCCCUCUGCAUAAAGAGAUGCUGGGUGGAGAGAUCAUUCCACGUUCGAUCCUGAUGACCACGUUUGAGGGCAGCCAUUACUUGCUGUGUGCUCUGGGAGACGGCGCUCUCUUCUACUUCGGCCUGGACUUAGAGACAGGCACUUUGACUGAGCGGAAAAAGGUGACUCUGGGGACUCAGCCCACGGUGCUCCGGACCUUUCGCUCUCUUUCCACCUCCAAUGUGUUUGCGUGUUCAGACAGACCCACUGUCAUCUACUCCAGCAACCACAAGCUCGUCUUCUCCAACGUCAACCUCAAAGAGGUCAACUACAUGUGUCCCCUCAACUCCGAGGGCUACCCUGACAGCUUGGCUCUGGCCAAUAACAGCACUCUGACCAUCGGCACCAUCGAUGAAAUCCAGAAGCUACACAUUCGCACUGUACCUCUGUAUGAGUCACCCAAGAGGAUCUGUUAUCAGGAGGUGUCCCAGUGUUUCGGUGUGCUCUCCAGUCGAGUGGAGAUGCAGGAUGUUAAUGGAACCACGGCUCCCGUUCGCCCCAGCGCUAGCACUCAGGCUCUGUCCAGUAGUGUGAGCUCCAGUAAGCUUUUCCCCAGCAGCACCUCCCCUCAUGAGACCUCCUUCGGUGAGGAGGUGGAGGUGCACAGCCUGCUGGUGGUGGAUCAGCACACUUUUGAAGUGCUUCAUGCCCACCAGUUUCUGCCCAGUGAGUACGCUCUGAGCCUGGUGUCCUGUAAACUGGGCAAAGAUCCUGCAGUCUACUUUAUCGUCGGCACCGCUAUGGUCUACCCUGAGGAGGCGGAGCCUAAGCAGGGUCGCAUCAUCGUCUUCCACUACACCGAUGGUAAACUACAGACUGUAGCAGAGAAGGAGGUGAAAGGUGCCGUGUACUCGAUUGUGGAGUUUAAUGGCAAACUGUUGGCCAGCAUCAACAGCACCGUACGCCUGUACGAGUGGACGGCAGAAAAAGAGCUGAGGACUGAGUGUAAUCACUACAACAACAUCAUGGCUCUGUAUCUGAAAACCAAAGGAGACUUCAUCCUGGUGGGAGAUCUGAUGAGGUCUGUGCUGUUGCUAGCGUACAAACCCAUGGAGGGAAACUUCGAAGAGAUUGCGCGAGACUUCAACCCCAACUGGAUGAGUGCGGUAGAGAUUUUGGACGAUGAUAAUUUCCUCGGUGCAGAGAACGCGUUUAACCUUUUCGUGUGUCAGAAAGACAGUGCUGCCACCACUGAUGAGGAGCGUCAGCAUUUGCAGGAAGUGGGCGUGUUCCACCUGGGUGAAUUUGUCAAUGUGUUCUGUCACGGUUCCCUUGUGCUGCAAAACCUUGGUGAGAGCUCCACUCCAACACAGGGUUCUGUGCUGUUCGGAACUGUUAAUGGAAUGAUCGGGCUGGUGACAUCCCUAUCAGAAGGAUGGUACAGUUUACUGAUGGAUUUACAGAAUCGACUCAACAAGGUGAUUAAGAGUGUGGGAAAGAUUGAGCACAGCUUCUGGAGAUCUUUCAAUACGGAGAGGAAGACGGAACAGGCUACAGGUUUUAUCGACGGAGAUCUGAUCGAAAGCUUUUUAGACCUGGGACGGGCAAAAAUGCAGGAAGUGGUCAGCACGCUACAGAUUGAUGAUGGCAGUGGGAUGAAGCGAGAGGCCACAGUGGAUGAAGUGAUUAAGAUAGUGGAGGAGCUCACCAGGAUCCACUAACCCCACUGCACUGCACAACGCUCUGUACAUAGAUAUAAAUAAACCAGAUAGAGGUGUGUGUGUGUGUGGGUGGACAAUAUAGAUGCGUGCUCUAGAAAGAGGUGCGUGCGUGUGUGUGUGUGUGGAGAGAGUGAGGGCUGAACGAUAAGCACUCCUUUAUCAUUGCGUUAUCAGGCCACCGUGAUUUAAGGUGUUCUGAGAGAUGAGACACACAAAAGGAUGCUGAUCACAUGAUUUAGACUUUUACUCGUGACGUUUUUGUCCAUGUGCUCUUUGCCCAGUCUUUACUUUUAAUAAAGCUUGCUCCAGUAAAA